This is a messenger RNA of Pseudomassariella vexata, 3549 nucleotides long. RefSeq names its product fungal-specific transcription factor domain-containing protein. Gene Ontology annotation, biological process: DNA-templated transcription; regulation of transcription by RNA polymerase II. The transcript is spliced from 3 exons. The coding region runs from base 1 to 3549 and encodes 1182 amino acids. NCBI's taxonomy places the organism in Eukaryota, Fungi, Ascomycota, Sordariomycetes, Amphisphaeriales, Pseudomassariaceae. The record is from RefSeq and is a predicted model, not a curated record. Gene Ontology annotation, molecular function: DNA-binding transcription factor activity, RNA polymerase II-specific; zinc ion binding; RNA polymerase II cis-regulatory region sequence-specific DNA binding. Gene Ontology annotation, cellular component: chromatin.
AUGUCCAAUUCAUCGCCUUCUGCCCCUGUGGCCACGGGCAAUGCUGCCGCCGACGAAACCGGUAUGAAAAUCAUUAUUGUCCCCCUGCUCCUCCUUGGCUCGUUAGAGCUCUCUUCCUCGAUAACGGUCAACACUACCGUAAAGGCUCCAACCAACUUUCCGCCGCCCAAGACGGAUAAGCCGCGACCUCAUGUGUGCGCGACUUGCCAGCGCUCUUUUGCCCGAUUGGAACACCUGAAACGACACGAAAGAUCCCACACCAAGGAGAAGCCUUUUGAGUGUCCAGAGUGUACAAGAUGUUUUGCCCGACGGGAUUUGCUUUUGCGCCACCAGCAGAAGCUCCAUCAAACGACUACUCCCUCCUCACGACCGAGAAACCGUCGUGAGAGUGCCAGCAGUGCGGUUCCGGGUCAGAGCCGAGUGCGGAAGAAUAGCGUCGCUAGUGCAAAUGUCUCCGCCGCUGCCAACGCUGCUGCCAUGCGGCCCAGGGCGAACACAAUCAGCCAUGUUGACGGGGCUGCCAUGCAGAUGAUUGCGGCGGCGAACGCGUCCGUCGUGAGAAACCCGGUCCAGCCUCACCACAGCCGGCACGCAAGUCUAGUCAGCCUGCCAGUCCACCACAUGGACCACGCCUUUGGUGGCAUGUCCUCUGCGAUGGGCCACCGGGGCAUGCACCAUGGAUUGCCCAAGCUGGAAACGCAUGGUAUCAACAGCAUGGACUUCAGUGCCGGUUUGCGCACUGCUCCUCCCCUCGCGUUUGGUCAGGCUGAUUUCGACUACGAGGGACUACUGUUUGGACAGCCCGGCUCCACCAUAAACCCCAAUGCCUUGCAUUACAGCGAAUCUCCCCAUUCCAUGGCAAUGGACCCGACUUCCCCCUUUGGCAAUGGAAUGACUGACAUGUCCUCGAACCAGCAUAUCGAUGACAAUUUCGACUGGUUGACCGGGUUUGAGCACAGUAUGACUUUCCACGGUCCCAACGACAACGCUGUCGAUGGUUCAUCGCCAUCGGCAAUGAGCACGACCAGCCAAAGCGGCAUAAGCGACGUGAUGCUCGAUGGGUCCAACCAUCCUGCCGUGACUACGUCUACGAGCUCGAUAUGGCAACCUGCCAUUAUGGGUCCACCCCAAAUGAAUAAUCCAUUCGCCAUGGAUAUGAAUGGUGCCGUAUUCCCCGAUCUCAUGAACGGAGCUCCGGUCUCACCUCAACCUCCCUCCCAGAAGAAUAUGAACGACGUCUAUUUCUCGACACCGCCCCCAUCCAUGAGCUCUUUGAGUCCUUCUGUCAUGCCGGGUCUUAAUACGCAAAACCUAAACCAAGCUCUCAACUUCGGCGUCGCCCCGGAGACUCCCACAUCCAUGAACGGCGGUCACCAAGGACCCUCGCCCGUAAGUACGAUAACUGACGCCACUCGGGCCGCCAUCUUGACCGCUCUCUCUCAAUGCUCGCCCUUUGGUGGCCGAAAAUUCUCGUUCUCAACCCCCGGCGCGCCGUUAUCCCCCAAGUACCAUGCCGACAACCUUCCAGAACCCGCCAAAAACCUACCAAGCACACAUGACUUACAGCGAUACGUCGGGUCUUACCUUCGAUACUUUCAUCCUCAUCUUCCAUUCCUCCAUAUUCCAACUCUGUCUUUCGACAUGCCAUCUCACUCUUCGAACGGUAGAACUAACACCGUGGGUGGUAGCGGUUGCCUCGUCCUGUCGAUGGCAGCUAUUGGUGCUCUGUAUGAAAUGGACCGUACCCAAUCCAGGGAGCUUUUUGAGAUGGCGAAAAAAAUGAUACAGCUCUAUCUUGAGGAGCGGCGCAAGGCGGAUGUACGUAAGGCUGAUUUCCGUCGAACUCCACUGUCAGACCACGGGUCCCAAGGUCCAGAAUCACCUGUGCACACACCGGUUUGGUUGGUCCAGGCCAUGCUCUUAAACGUUAUUUACGGGCACAACUGUGGUGACAAGACAGCGAGUGAUAUUGCAUCAACUCAUUGUGCAGCACUGGUCAGUCUGGCUCAAGCAGCCGGGCUACUACGUCCAAUCAAGCCCGAUUUCGUAAAUACUCAAGAGCUUCAGAUCAAUGAUGCGGAGGGAAAUUGGGGUGGGAACAAGGCUGAAUCUGAGGACCAAGCUGAGUGGCUCAGGUGGAAAACUUUGGAAGAGCGCAAACGGACACUCUACGUGAUCUUUAUACUCUCCAGUCUCUUGGUCUCCGCAUACAACCAUGCACCGGCCCUGACAAACUCGGAGAUUCUGCUUGAUCUUCCUUGUGACGAAGAGUUCUUUGCGGCCGAGAGCCACGCCCAAUUUCACCUAAAAGGCGGCAUGCGUGCUGCUGGCCACAACCGGAUGAGCUUUCAUGACGCACUCGGGGAGCUGCUACGAUCCAAUGAGAAGCGGCAGAAGCUUGCUUUCAAUAAUGGCCCGCAGCCCUUCAGUUCUGCGAACAAUCUCGGUGAGAUGCCCAAAGGCGAACUGAAACCUAGCACAUUCGGCUGUUUGGUCCUGAUCAAUGCACUGCAUAACUACAUUUGGGAGACGCGGCAGCGUCACCACAACAAGAUCUGGACCAACGAGGAAACAGAGAAGAUGCAUCGUCACAUUGAACCGGCCUUGAAAGCGUGGCAAGCCGCAUGGGCUAGCAACCCACACCACAGCUUGGAGCGACCCAAUCCAUUUGGGAUGGGGCCGCUCUCCGCUGACGCCAUACCCCUCCUGGACUUGGCCUAUGUCAGACUUUUCGUCAACCUUUCUCGAUCGAAGGAGAGGUUUUGGCAACGAGACUGGGACGGUUUGGCGGAGGAGUUAUCUCGUGGCACGGAGAUUGUCCAGCAUGCUGAGCAUUCGCCCGCUUCGAAUGCCGAAUCGACAACUGAGCUCUCGGAUGGUUCUGCUGCCAGUUCCAUCUUUGUCGACUCGCCACCCACGCAGUCAUCGUCGCCGGAGUUCUCUUCGGCCAAGUUCCCCCCACAAGCCCCGGCACAGCAAUCCCAGCCCCAAGUGUCAAGUCGAACGAUUUCUAGACGGGAGAAGCACCUUCGUAAAGCCGCCUUCUAUGCUGCUGACUCUCUUUCCAUGUCAGAUAAGCUUGGUGUUACCUUCGCCGAUUUUACAAGCAGGGAGCUGCCUAUGCAGUCUGCCAUGUGCGCCCUCGACUGCGCCCAGGUUCUCGCUGAAUGGAUUGCGACACUACAGGACCGUGUUGGAAGAUAUCUCGGUAUCCUUGGCCAAGAUGAGGUCGAUCCUACCCAAGUGCCCGCCAUCAUGCUCCUGGAAGACGAGGAUGUCAAGCUGCUCGACAAGGUCCAAGAAGUACUUGCGAGCGCCGAGAUGAAGAUGAACAUGGACCUUGUGAGUAGUAACAUCAACACCGGAAUCGACGCCCGCCUUCAGAUGGACAAUCACAAUGGAUAUGCUGCAAAAGUGCUGAGGACAACGGCAUACAUGCUGAAUAAAUCUGCCGUGUGGCCAGUGACGCAUUUGAUGGCGAACUGCCUCGAGACGCAUGCAAGUCACAUGAGGGCUCGUGCCGAAAAGUCAGUUGUCUCUAGCGAUUGA